Molecule: messenger RNA, 2479 nt
Organism: Fusarium verticillioides 7600
Lineage: Eukaryota; Fungi; Ascomycota; Sordariomycetes; Hypocreales; Nectriaceae
Exons: 1
Coding region: 154-1890 (578 amino acids)
Molecular function (GO): oxidoreductase activity, acting on the CH-CH group of donors
Source: RefSeq, a predicted model, not a curated record
GCAUGUUCUAGGAGCCGAGGCAUCGACAAGGGUAGACCAACUCUAUUCGGGGUGAUUCAACCCCGCGCGUCCCGAACCUCCGUCCUCAUAUUCUGCGCGUCUGCGCCGCUUCUUCUCUCUUUUUCAACAAACAUAAUCAUUGAAUUCUAAAUCAUGGCUUCUCAAGAGAAACAACCCGUCAUCAUCGUCGGCGCUGGCCUGGCUGGCCUUGUCGCUGCUUUUGAACUCUCAGAGCGUAAAGUCCCUGUUCUGUUGGUCGAUCAAGAAAAUGAAAACAACAUCGGCGGACAAGCUUUUUGGUCGCUGGGUGGCUUGUUUAUGGUCGACUCUUCGUAUCAGCGAAGAAUGGGGAUUAAAGACUCGAAGGAGCUGGCGUACAGAGAUUGGAUGGGCUCGGCGAGAUUUGAUCGUGAAAAGGAGGAUUACUGGCCUCGUAAGUGGGCCAAGGCCUUUGUGGACUUUGCCGCCGAUGAGAUGGAGGAUUAUGUCAGGGCGAGAGGCCUUGGCUUCUUGAUGAAUGUCGGAUGGGCUGAGAGAGGUGAUGGCACUGCAGAUGGCCAUGGAAAUUCCGUCCCAAGAUUCCAUGUCAGUUGGGGCACAGGACCGGAGGUCGUCAAGAUCUUUGCAGACCCUGUCAAGAAAGCUGCAGAGAAUGGCAUCGUCUCCUUCAAGUUCAGACACAGAGUUGAUGAGCUGAUCAUCGACGACAACGGGCGUGCUGUUGGAGUACGAGGCACAAUUCUGGAAGAUGAUGAUGCUGCCCGUGGCGUCAAGUCGAACCGGGUCGAAAAAGACAAGUUUGAAAUUUACGGCUCAGCAGUUGUCGUUUCUUCAGGCGGCAUUGGAGGAAAUGUCGAUGCCGUCAAGGCUGCAUGGCCUGUGGAGAGGUUAGGUCCCAAAAUCCCUGAGACCUUUGUCAUUGGUGUUCCUCAUCAUGUCGAUGGACGCAUGAUUGGCAUAUCCGAAGAGGCCGGUGCCAACGUCAUCAACCGCGACCGAAUGUGGCAUUACACCGAAGGUCUUCAGAACUGGAACCCUAUCUGGCCAGACCAUGGUAUCAGAGUCCUCCCUGCCCCUUCAUCUCUCUGGCUGGAUGCAACUGGCAAACGACUGCCACCAUUCCUCUAUCCAGGUUCCGAUACCCUUGCGACGUUGAAGUAUAUCUGCAGCACAGGAUAUGACUACACCUGGUUCAUCCUCGACCAGAGCAUCAUUGCCCGCGAAUUUGCCCUCUCUGGCUCAGAGCAGAAUCCCGAUGUGACUAAUAAGAGCAUCUGGUUGCUUCUCACUCGAAUCUUUGGCAAGAAAGGCACCGUCCCCGUCCAGAACUUUCAAAAGCACGGCAAGGACUUUGUUGUCCGCGAUAACCUGGAAGAUCUAGUAGUCGGUAUGAACGAGCUCGCCAAGAAGCGCAAUGGUCCACUGCUGGAGUUCGACGCUAUCAAAGAGGUCAUCGAAACAAGAGACGGCCAGUUCAACAACCCAUACUCCAAGGACGCUCAAGCAAUGCUUAUCAACAACGCGCGAACAUACUGGGCUGAUCGCCGAAGCCGAGUUGCUCCACCUCAUAGACUUCUUGAUAAGGCUCAUGGACCUUUGAUUGCUGUGCAGAUGAACAUCCUCACGCGCAAGACAUUGGGUGGUAUUGAGACGAAUCUGGAUAGCAAAGUCAUGCGAGCAGACGGUACACCGUUCCCUGGAUUAUACGCAGCUGGUGAAGUUGCGGGCUUUGGUGGUGGAGGCGUUCAUGGGUACAAUUCUCUUGAAGGAACGUUUGUUGGAGGAUGUAUCUUCUCGGGACGUGCUGCUGGAAAGGCUCUUGCUCGUGAGAUCUUGGGCGAGAAUGAUUCAGAUGGAGGAGAGCUGAAGAAGGUGAACUCUCACCUCUGAGCUGGUGAUCAGGAAGGUCUUCUUUGUUUUGGCUUGAUUUUAGCGCAUUUUCUAAGUAGAGAUACGUUUGAUACUGAUAUAGGAUCAGUAUGAGUAUGACAUGACAUUCCUCUUGUUGCCAAGACAGUUGUCCCGAUACACACACGCCGUGAGACCAGCGUUUCAUUCAUCUGCAAGUAACAGAACAGCUGUCAUCAUGCUGUAAGAAUUUUAUCUGUAGAUGUAACCCGACCACAUGUACGUAUCUGAGUCGUCAUUACUAUUCAAAUCAUUUAGAACCGCAUAUUGGACUUCAGUGAGCACCAAAAUUUCAUUUUUUGGACACUUCAGGGUAGUCAACAUCCGAGUCCAUGACUGAAACAACAUCGGCCGGCAUGGCCCUACCCGAAGCCAAACCUCGGAGUGGCGCUUGAACCCAUGGAUAUCCAUGGCUAGGGCUGACUGGUUACAGGGAUCAUUGGGUGUCUAAGCUCCAGCUUCGGCCUGGCUAGCUUGAAUCGCGUGGCUUGGUGAAAUUGUCCCUCAACGGCGGCGACUGUUUAUUUCUGUACAAUACGGUUGAUUUGAAGCUUUAGACGUAAAUAUAGGC